CCCCCUCACAUACCUGCCGCAGGUACAACAACAGACCGCGUCUCGCAAGCACGCUCAAAGGCACUUCUAAUCCUCACCAUGUCAUUCAUGAGCCCUUCCAGGAGUUUCUCCAGCUCAAGUCUGUCUGGUAGCAUGGGGUCAAGGGGCGGUUUGUUUGGGGCCAUUUCCCCAGCUACUAUAGGGAAUCUGGCAAACACAAUGCGUCCGAUGGUGCAGAUCAACAGCAGCACUUUUGCCCCAGCUGAUGAAAAAGAGACCAUGAAGGGUCUGAAUGACCGUCUGGCGGGGUAUCUGUCAAAAGUGCGACUCCUGGAGGACUCCAACAAUCAACUGGAGGAGCAAAUCAAAGAGGUUCUGAUGAGGAAAGGAGCUGAGAUCGGCAGAGACUGGAGCGCCUAUGAGAAGAUUGUUAAUGAUCUGAGAAACCAGCUCCAGGAACUGACUAUGGACAAUGCCAGACUCUUCUUACAGAUAGACAAUGCGAGGCUGGCUGCUGACGAUUUCAAAGUCAAGUUUGAGUCGGAGCAGGCCAUGCGGCAAGGGGUGGAGCAGGAUCUGGCACGACUCCGCAAGAUGCUGGACGACACUUACAUGGGCCGCAUGCAGCUGGAGGGCCAGAUCGAGUCUAUGAGAGAAGAGCUGGCAUUCCUCAAGAAGAGCCAUGAGGAGGAUGUUGCCAACCUGAAGAGCCAGAUCAGUGAUUCUCAAAUCAAUGUGCAAAUGGAGACUAAAAACAAUGCAGACCUCAAUGAGGCCAUUAAUAACAUCCGCACGCAGUACGAGCGAGCCGCGCAGAAGAGCCGCGAGGAAACUGAAGCCUGGUAUAAAAACAAAUUUGACAACAUCACAGCUGAGGUGACUCAGAACACAGAAGCUCUGCAGGCAGGAAAGACAGAGCUGAACGAGCUGCGCAGGCAGAAACAAUCUCUAGAAAUUGACCUGCAGGCUCUGCACAACAUGAUUCGAUCACUCGAAGAUUCGCUGCGUGAAACAGAGGCACGUUACGCUCACGAAGUCAGUGGGUACAACUCUCAAAUCCUGCAGCUGGAGGGAGAGCUGGGACAGGUGCGUGCGCAGGUGGAGCGUCAGGCGGCCGAGUACGAUGCCCUGCUCAACAUCAAGUCCAAACUGGAGGCAGAGAUUGCCACCUAUCAUCGCCUCCUGGAGGGUGUUGUUGACAAUGAGGGGGGCAAAAAUAGAGAAGAAUUUUCUUUAGAGCAGGCAUUGUAUGCAGCUCCUCCGCCUUCCGUCGGACUUAAGAAACCCAUCAACAUCACGCAAGAAAUAGUGGACAGAGAAGUGGUCUCUCAGAGCGAACUUGAGCAAAAUCCUACUAUUCACAACAACCACAUUUUUGGGGAGGAAGAGGAGUUGACAGAACAAAUGGAGUUAGCGAUGGAAAAGGCGAAAGAAGAGCAAGAGGAGUUGGCAGAACAAAUGGGGUUAGCGAUUGAGUUAGCAGUGGAAAAGGAGAAAGAUGAGCUACAGGAGUGGGGAGAACAACUGGAGUUAACGAUGGAAAAGGCGAAAGAAGAGCAAGAAGAGUUGGCAGAACAAAUGGGGUUAUCGAUGGAGUUAGCAAUGGAAAAGGAGAAAGAUGAGCUACAGGAGUGGGGAGAACAACUGGAGUUAACGAUGGAAAAGGCGAAAGAAGAGCAAGAGGAGUUGGCAGAACAAAUGGGGUUAGCGAUUGAGUUAGCAGUGGAAAAGGAGAAAGAUGAGCUACAGGAUUGGGGAGAACAACUGGAGUUAGAGAUGGAAAAGGAGAAAGAUGAGCUACAGGAUUGGGGAGAACAACUGGAGUUAGAGAUGGAAAAGGCGAAAGAAGAGCAAGAGGAGUUGGCAGAACAACUGGGGUUAGAGAUGGAGUUAGCAAUGGAAAAGGAGAAAGAUGAGCUACAGGAUUGGGGAGAACAACUGGAGUUAGAGAUGGAAAAGGCGAAAGAUAAGCUACAGGAUUGGGGAGAACAACUGGAGUUAGAGAUGGAAAAGGCGAAAGAAGAGCAAGAGGAGUUGGCAGAACUAAUGGGGUUAGAGAUGGAAAAGUUGAUAGAGGAGCUGGAAGAACUGGAGUUAGCGAAGACAGGGGCGCCCCCAAGGAGUAAACUCUGGCCACCCCAGUGGCCACCCCUAAAAUAAUUUUGCCAUGGGUACUAUUAAUUUAAAUGCAUAAUGUAAAUUCACAAUAGUUCACGAAAUUAAAGAAAAUAAAAUGCAGAUCUCGCUGCAGUCACGGAAAAAGAUUGUAGAUUGGCACCACCAGAGUAGCUGUUUCACUGCCCUACUCGUGAAAAACAUUCUUUAUUGUUAUGAAAAUACCCCAAAGCUCAUAUCAGUUAUAUACUAUGUUAAUCUUGUGUUCAUUAGCUCCAUGUUCUUGUGUAGAAACGUUUCUCUGGGUUUGCUGUGGACAGAACAGGAGUAGCUAAUGCUCAUCAGAUUGUGGAAAUCAGUGGAAAAUGAAUAGAAAUUAUGAUUCUGUCUGAAGAAGUAUGUGCCCUUUUGGACUAUAAGCCCUUAUUGAUGGUGUUCAGUGAAGCUGUGAAGACAAAUAAACCACAGCAGACUCUACUGAAUAUGAAUGCUUGUUAUUAUUCUAUUCAAAAUACCAUACAUUACUGAAUUAUUAUUUUGCACUCCUGACAUAAAUUAAUAAAUGACUUUCACUGCAACCGAGUUUUAUCAUACAGUGGUCAAAUAUCGAAGCUGGAGUCUUUAAUCUUUCUGAUGAUACACAGUUUGUCCAGAUCAAGCAAGUGUGUGAUGUUUUAACAUGCAGUGAAUGUGAAACAGCAAUAAUCUGAGGCCUCCGGCGGAGGUUAAACUAAAUAUCCUCCUUUUGUUUGAUUUAAUUAUUUUAAGGAAAAGAACUACACUAUUUAAAGAGUUAUUAAUGGCUAAUUUACAUUAUAUUGUUACAUUAACCAGCAACAAAAGUAAAUAA
Messenger RNA from Cyprinus carpio (common carp), 2944 nucleotides. Its product is annotated as keratin, type I cytoskeletal 18-like. NCBI's taxonomy places the organism in Eukaryota, Metazoa, Chordata, Actinopteri, Cypriniformes, Cyprinidae. The record is from RefSeq and is a predicted model, not a curated record. Gene Ontology annotation, molecular function: structural molecule activity. The transcript has 10 exons. Bases 79 to 2139 code for a protein of 686 amino acids.